AUGGCAAAGGAAUUCUACAAAAAGAACAUCUUUGAUCUUCUUCUGAUCAAAGAUACACAGGGAAACCCUUUGAGAUACGAACACAGUAUCAAAAAAGGUAUGGAGGGGGACGGGCGAAAGGCUUUGAGGCAGGCCUUGAGUAGCUAUGUACCAGAGCCGCUGAAACUGCCUUUCUUGUUGGCGCAACGGGAUCUGGAGCCUCUCGACUACAAUACCAUGAUACCUGGUGUUGUACAUUGCUUCGUGGACGAUUUUGUGGGCAAUAAACCCACAUUGUUGGCUUUUGCCAUAUUUGUAACACCAGAGAUGACGAAGGAAGCUGGUUUAUGGGACGGACCAGGAGGUUUGGUGGAGCUCCAGGAGUUUUUCACAAGACGGGAGGAGGCCAAAAAGAGGGAUAUAAACAGGGUUUUCACCUUCGGCGCUUCUCCCCAGGUGGGACACCAUACCAUCAGAAGGUCUCCGGAUAACAAGAAAGCAACACUUGAGACCCAUGCAAUGGCAAGCAAAGCAGCGUUGAUGGGAUUGGCCAUGCUCGAUAAAUUCCUCCCAGAAGAGCACCGACGGCGCAAGAUACUGGAAAGAAGAUGGACAACGAAUGCCAGUCUGACUAUGGCAGAUGAGAACAACUUUGAAUUCGCAGUCAUUCAAAUCAACAGAAGCGAGAUCUCUACAGGCUCCAACACGCUGUCUCAAUCUCUACCUGAAUUCGGCUCCCUUCAUCAUGAUAGUAGCGACGAAAAGCUCGGAUUUACAGUAAUGUACUCUCUAUCAAACUUCCCGGAAAGCUAUUUUCCUGGACGAUUCAACAUAACGGCACCUAGGAUCACAACAACACUUCCAGCGUUUUCUGUUCUUAUCUUUAAGGGAGUGUUGUCACAUUUCGCUACCGGUGAGGGCUUGUAUCCAAACCCAAAGUCUCCAAGGUACGAGCUUGAAAAGGGUCUCCAGUAUCCCAAAUUAUCCGACGACCAUCAUUUUAUGCGCCUCAAUAUUUUUUGUUACCCCAAGGGCCAAUUGCUGGAUCUGAAACCCAAAUUUGUGACUCCUCAAUUCAGGGAAGAUAUCCAAAAUGGUAAAGCUAUCACAAGCGUCUUUCGUACGAAAAGGAAUGCAAGAACAUGGGAGAUGAGGGUAGCCUUGCUGGAGGAAUUCGUGAAGAGCAAAACCACAGACCAUAUUGAUCCACUGGAGUGGUGCAAAAGAUUUGCCUGGAUCAACGAAAAUGGUGUUGAGGAAAUGCCUGAGUUGAAAAUUGCUCAGAACUUCAAAGUUUGGGCGCCUGAAGAUGCCAUUUUCAGGGAUGGUAAGGAGCCAGUCAUCCAGAGUAAGGAAUAUAGAGACGUUGAAGCAGGAAUAUGGAGAAACCUAUGCGGAUUACGAUUUCAGAGAGAAAAGAAAGAACGGGAAGAGGCGCAGGCAGAAGCGGACAGCCACAGAAAGGAAAAUGGCGAUAAGAAAAGGGUGAAUGGUACUAAUAAGGCAAAAAUAGGCAACAGAGUAAAUCCUGAAAUCAUCUGGACUCAUAAAGCGCACAGGGAGCUUCUGGAAGCUCCAUUCUCGCGCAGAGUUAAGAGAAAGAGAUAA
Hymenoscyphus albidus is the source of this 1587-nucleotide messenger RNA. Lineage: Eukaryota; Fungi; Ascomycota; Leotiomycetes; Helotiales; Helotiaceae. The record is from the annotation of a GenBank genome assembly.